UCGAGCUUGAGAAAAUACAACUCUCACGAAAGCGCAUCCCGCGUCUCGGCGUGCGCGUUCGCUCGAUCAUUCGCGCUAGUUCCGAUGCUUUGGCUCGUGCAUAGAUCGUAGUUAUCGGAAAAGUAGUAUUAGUAAAAAAGGGAGAAAUUAUGACUGGCAAAAGUACGAUUAAUCGCACGGUGGAGCUGAUGCUCACCAUGUUCGGCGUCUGGCCAGGUAUGUCGUAUUUUAUAAUCUGCAGAGUGUUUUGGCUCAUUACGCUAGUAAUUAGUGAGUUCUUCCACUACCGAUACAUCGUGACGCAUUUGAAUCUCGACAAUCUCUUCGGCUUGAUGGACUGCUUGAGCAGUUUCUUGGCGCACGUGAAAUUGACCGCCAAGCUCAUCAUUUUCUCGUGCAAACAGCGACAAUUUAUCGAAAUCUUGACAACGAUGUCGGAAGAUUGGAGCGAUUACUCGAGCAGUAACGUCGCGUUGCACGAAACUGUGCGCAAAACGAAAACCUCGAGUCGUAUUUGUAACGGGCUAAUUAUCCUUCACACAAUUGCCGCAUUUACGUACGUCAUUGGCAUCCUCUUAGCCGACGUUGACAUCACUGAUCGAACGGCCGAACUGCCCCUCAUGAUGAAAAUGGAAUAUCCCUUCGUCAUAAACACGCGAUGCAAAUACAGAGUCGUGUUAGUUACGCAGUUCGUGUUCGUGAUGGUGUGCAGCUGGGGAGCUGGUUUAUUCAACGCUCUGCUUCUAACUCUGACCCUGCAUAUGGGUGGUCAAGUAAACAUUUUACUUUACUGGUUGACGGACGUUAUAAAGCUCGAAAAGAUCGAGAAGGACGAAUCAAUCGUCACGAUGAGGAAAAUAAUUCAGAAGCAUCAGAAAAUUAUCCAUUUCUCGCAGAAUGUUAACGAUCUCUACUCGUACAUAUCUUUACUACAAUUCGCGUCGAACACGGUGAUGAUUUGUUCAUUGGGAUUUCUCAUUGUGACCGCACUCGGCAAUCCCGAUGCCACGGAACAAAUAAUGAGAUCUCUUUUAUUUUAUGCCGUGACGAAUCUCGAAGCAUUUAUAUUUUGCUUCGCUGGUGAAUACCUGACGAACAAGAGCAAAGCGGUCGGAAAUGCAGCGUAUAAUUCCGCAUGGUACGAUAUGAAGGCCAAAGACUGUCGUGUUUUAUUAUUUGUGAUUUUAAGAUCGCAGAAGCAACUAAAGCUUAGGGCCGGCAAUAUGAUGGAUCUAUCUUUAGAGUCUUUUACAGGUGUAAGAUAUUAUGAAAGCCUCGGGAUCAUAUUUGUCAGUGCUGUUGGCGAUGAGAUAAACAUCGUUAGUUUCUACUUUGUCAAUUCCUAG
Messenger RNA from Dinoponera quadriceps, 1346 nucleotides. Its product is annotated as odorant receptor 13a-like. Gene Ontology annotation, biological process: detection of chemical stimulus involved in sensory perception of smell; sensory perception of smell. The transcript is spliced from 6 exons. The record is from RefSeq and is a predicted model, not a curated record. Gene Ontology annotation, cellular component: plasma membrane. Lineage: Eukaryota; Metazoa; Arthropoda; Insecta; Hymenoptera; Formicidae. Gene Ontology annotation, molecular function: olfactory receptor activity; odorant binding. The coding region runs from base 150 to 1346 and encodes 398 amino acids.